Molecule: messenger RNA, 4019 nt
Organism: Thalassophryne amazonica
Lineage: Eukaryota; Metazoa; Chordata; Actinopteri; Batrachoidiformes; Batrachoididae
Gene: elovl5
Product: ELOVL fatty acid elongase 5
Exons: 8
Coding region: 250-1134 (294 amino acids)
Biological process (GO): very long-chain fatty acid biosynthetic process; sphingolipid biosynthetic process; fatty acid elongation, polyunsaturated fatty acid
Cellular component (GO): endoplasmic reticulum membrane; endoplasmic reticulum
Molecular function (GO): fatty acid elongase activity
Source: RefSeq, a predicted model, not a curated record
CCGUGACGUCACGGAUUUGACGCUGCGCGUGCCAUUGCUACACGCCGGGUCGUUCCUGCGGGGUAAUGUGUCACCCUCCGUGUUCUUCCAACUGUCCCACAGAUAACCCGGCACGGCCACCGGGUUAGCGCACAUUUUCCCCUCCGCAGAAGUGACCAGUGCGCACGCGGCUGCUGCUCCUCAUCUCCACGCGGGCUGUGGAACAAACCGCCUCUGGAACCGGAUCGUGGGCUGACUGCACGAUAGAAGAUGGCAAUGUUAAAUCAGGACUUUAACACUUACAUGGAGUCAUGGAUGGGCCCCAUAGACCAGAGGGUGCGGGGAUGGCUGCUGUUAGACGACUACACGCCGACCUUUGCACUGACAGUCAUCUACCUACUGAUUGUCUGGAUGGGACCCAAGUACAUGAGACACAGGCAGCCGUACUCCUGCAGAGGCCUCAUGGUGCUUUACAAUCUGGGCCUCACUCUCUUAUCCUUCUACAUGUUCUAUGAGCUGGUUGCAGCCAUGUGGGAAGGUGGUUACAACUUCUACUGCCAAAACACCCACAGCUCACAGGAAGCAGAUGUUAAGAUCACAAAGGUGCUGUGGUGGUACUACUUCUCCAAGCUUAUUGAAUUUAUGGACACUUUCUUCUUCAUCCUACGGAAAAAUAAUCACCAGAUUACGUUUCUUCACAUCUACCACCACGCGAGCAUGCCGAAUAUCUGGUGGUUUGUUAUGAACUGGAUACCCUGCGGUCACUCAUAUUUCGGUGCCUCCUUAAACAGUUUUGUUCACGUGGUGAUGUAUUCAUACUACGGGCUCUCAUCUAUCCCAGCUAUGCGGCCUUACCUUUGGUGGAAGAAGUACAUCACACAGUUACAGCUGAUUCAGUUCUUUUUAACAGUGUUCCACACCAUGUCUGCAGUCAUAUGGCCAUGUGGCUUCCCGAUGGGGUGGCUGUAUUUCCAAAUAAGUUACAUGAUCACACUUAUCAUCCUUUUCUCAAAUUUCUACAUUCAGACUUACAAGAAACGUAUUGUUUCUCAUAAAAAGGAGCAUCACAAUGGCUCUCCUGUGUCGCCAAAUGGACAUGCAAAUGGAACGUCAUCUAUGGAAAACAAAGCACCUAAAAAGCUGAGGGUGGAAUGACAUUUGAGAAACACACACCCAAAUCUCACUGCAGUGCAUUAGCUACAGCUUCUGGAAGGGAUAUGCAUGUUCUUAUUUAGAACUUUGAGAGGAAACAAGCCAUAAAAUGUAAAAUCUAUCUACAGACUUUAUAUUUUUUUGUAAAUAUCCUGACAAUCAAAUUUACUUGAUACUACAGUAGGUGUCAUACUGCACCACUUGACCCCUACCUGUUUGUAAUUCACUCCAAAGAGAAACUCGGCUUUAGUAGCAAGCACAUAGUUUAAUGUCCAAAGGCAAAGACACCAGUGAAUGAUUUGUGCUUCUGUAACCUAGGAGACAGUUAAAUGACGCACUGCUUACUGUGGCCCUUAUUAUCCAUCCUUUUCCUACAUUUCAGGCCUGCAACACAUUCCAAAAAAUAAUAUGGAGGAAAUGUAGGGUUAGUAAUUGGGUAAAAAAACAAACACAAAAAAUGUAAUUAAUCAAUAGAUGAUAUAACCACAUAGGCACAGGAUUACCUUGGGAAAGCUUCAUGAAACACUGCAAUAUUGAGUUACAUUUACAAAUGCCAUUAUGUCUAACGAGGCCACAAAGCUAGUUUCUUGCUUUUUUUGCACUUUCAUGAAGCAUAACAUUGCCCAUGUAGCAGCCUUAAUGUAAUAAUCUUAUUCUACCAGCUGUAAGACUGCAAAUUAUAUACUGUAGUAUUCUGCAGUGACUGACCACAGGAAUGGAGAUUGGCUUUAUUUAAAUGUGUAGAACAUACUUCUAAAUAAUCUCUCCCUUUUUACAAAGUUUAGUUUGUGUCCUUUAGGCCUACCUUAUAUUUCAUUAGAUAAAGAUUACACAGGUAAGUCUAUAUGAAUGUUUUCCUUAGUGCAAAAUGCUGUAGUGCACUUUACAGUAUCCCAAACUGUAGUAACACUAUAUUAUGUAAGUAAAUCCCUUCGGCUACUCCCUUGUUUGCAUUCGGGGUCACCACAGCAAAUCCAAGGUGGGUCUGUAUGUUAAAUUGGCACAGCGUUUACACUGGAUGCCCUUCCUGACGCAACUCCACAUUACAUGGACAAAUGUGGAAGGGGUGGGGUUUGAACUGGGAACCUUCUGCACUGAAACCAAGUGCACUAACCACUUGUCCGCCAUCCCUGCAGUAACACUAUAUCAUGGAGUUACUCUUUUUUUUUAUCUUUAAAAAAUAGGGUGCCUUCUGAAGCAAGAAGCUGAAGCAUUCAUAAAUAUAGUUCAUAAAUAGUUCAUACUUUAUAUUCAUAAAGUAUAGAAACAGUCAACAGCGUAAGGACUCACGAGGUUGAAUGUAGCAACUAUCACUUUUACAUCUACAUGGUUUUAGGCAAGUAUGGAAUUUGUACACUAAAUUAGUAUCCUUCGAGUUUCAAUAAGUAAACAGUGGGCAUAAGAUGGUAAACCUGAGAUUUGUUUUCAAUGUGAGAUUAAUGAUCUUUUCUUUAAGCAUUUCAUUAUUUCAUGUUAUAAAAAUUUUAUUUAAAUGUACUGUAUGUUGUAUAAUAAACUUUAUAUCCAAUCAGGGCUGAAAAUAGAACACAGUCGCAGUAUAUAUAUAUAUAUAUAUAUAUAUAAAAAUAAUUUUGGAAUGGAUGUAUUACAUUUUUACAAAACUACAUUAUGAAGACUUAAAAAUACUAUUUAAUUUAAAUACUAUUUUAGGAAGCCGGUUGUGUAGCGGGUCCAUAAAACAUCAAAAUUAACUUUGUAUUAUUAAAACCCUGCAGCUGGAAAAAUAGUGAAAGAUCAAGUAAAAUGCUUUUAAUAACAGAUUUUUUAAAAAUUACAUCUAGUCCUGCAGGAUUCAUACACAUCACUGCAUUUCUUACUGGAUAUUUUGUCAUCCAAUGGGCGCGCACGCACACACACACACACACACACACACACACAAGAUGAACAUGUUUUAGUCUGUUGUUGCCCAAGUGUUUUUUUUUUUUUUUUUGGUUUGUUUGUUUUAAACAGGGCCACUUAUUGUGUACAGGGGAUACAGGAGACAGUCAGCAUUCUUUGAUUAGUAAUUAUUUUCAUGUGCAAAAUCUUACCUCCUACAUUUGUCUAAUUUCUAGUCAAAAUAUCUAAUCUACACCUAAAAGUUGCUUAGGUAAACAUUUACUAAGAUACAAGGGCUUGUUUUUAGAUAAUACAGCUUAAAUAUCUUGCUUAAUUGAAAGUGUCUUGGAAACAUCUUGUUUUGCUGAACAUUCUGAACAGAAAUUAGGCAGAUAUGCAUUGUACGAUUGUGUGUUUUCAUUAUUUUUAAAUCAAAUUUACUGUAUAAUAUUUAGAUUAAUACUGAACAGUGAUUAUGUACCUCACAGAUACAUUCAAAGUUAUGCUGCUACUUAAAUACUUUGCUGCCAUUCCAUUAUGUGUAAUCCAUAUUAAACCCAUAUAAUACUGCUGUAGUGCCUAUGAUCUUAACAGUAAAGUAGCAGUAUUUUACUGGUCCAGCGUCAUCCACUUCUACAACACUUGUAUUAAACUCACGUUUGUGAUUCAAAUGUUUGCUGAAAAGUUUUGACUCAACUACUUUGGAAAAAUAAAAGCACAAGUGAUUUUGCCUCUCCAUUUUAUCUGUUGGUCCAUAUGAGACAUGUCACACCGUUUCCCCGCUCGUGCUGUCGGUUGGGUCUGUGUGUGUUUUAUGAUAAAGCAAAGCAAGCGGAGUAAUGCUCGACAUCCUUGCAGGUGAAGUGUUUGGAAUGCUGUUGAGAUUUCUGGAGGGCGACAGCAGAGAUACAGAUGGGUUUGCAACAGCUAUUAAGUUCUAUUUUUUGGAUCACUCCUAACAGCAAUAAUAGAACUAAUGCUUUGAAGGUUUUUGUGACAGGGCCAGGAUUUUAUCACCACUUGUGGCUUUGACCCCAGAGCAAUUAAAA